AAUUUUGAUAUUUUAUUCACCGAAAUUUGAAAAUAAACAAACCCUUCUUCUUUCCCUCUUUCUCCUUUGUUGUAUAGUUUGUUUCUUUCUUUGUUCAACGCAACAACAUAACGGCUCUCACAAAUGCAAGACAUUUUCGGAUCAGUUCGCCGGUCACUAGUCUUCCGUCCAUCACCGGAGACAACCGAAGAUCAUUCACUCGGAGGAACAACCCUAGUUGAUAAGAUCGGUUACUGUAUUCGUAAUUCUAGAGUUUUCUCUAAACCUUCACCACCGUCUCCUCCGAUUCCUAAAGAAACUGUCCCUCAAAUCCGAUGGCGAAAAGGCGAAUUAAUCGGUUGUGGUGCUUUUGGUCAAGUUUAUGUUGGAAUGAAUCUCGAUUCUGGAGAGCUUCUUGCUGUUAAACAGGUUUUGAUUGCAGCAAGUAGUGCUUCGAAGGAGAAGGCACAGGCUCACGUAAAAGAGCUAGAGGAAGAAGUUAAACUGCUUAAAGAUCUUUCGCAUCCCAACAUUGUUAGAUAUUUGGGUACGGUCAGAGAAGAAGAUACCUUAAAUAUUCUCCUUGAGUUUGUUCCUGGUGGAUCCAUAUCUUCACUGUUGGGGAAGUUUGGAGCUUUUCCUGAGGCCGUCAUAAGAACUUACACGAAGCAGAUAUUACUUGGACUCGAGUACUUGCACAAAAAUGGAAUCAUGCACAGGGACAUUAAGGGGGCCAAUAUUCUUGUAGAUAAUAAAGGAUGCAUAAAAGUAGCAGAUUUUGGAGCAUCCAAACAGGUCGUUGAGCUGGCCACCAUUUCUGGUGCCAAGUCUAUGAAGGGUACUCCAUAUUGGAUGGCUCCUGAAGUUAUUCUCCAGACUGGGCAUAGCUUCUCUGCUGACAUAUGGAGCGUGGGUUGUACUGUGAUUGAGAUGGCCACGGGAAAGCCUCCUUGGAGCCAGCAAUACCAACAAGAGGUUGCUGCUCUCUUCCAUAUAGGGACAACUAAGUCUCAUCCACCAAUUCCUGAUCAUCUCUCGGCUGGAGCAAAAGAUUUCCUGCUAAAGUGCUUGCAGAAGGAACCAAUUUUGAGGCUAUCAGCAUCAGAACUGCUGCAGCAUCCCUUUGUUACUGGUCAAAAUAUGGAUUCGAUUUCUCAUUCAUCUACUGCCAUGGGAAGUUUUAGAGCAUCUUCACCAUCAUGUGCUCCAAAUGUUGAAUCCUUACUUUGCUCAACAGAAAAUCCUCAGGACUCAGGAAAUAAUCAUGUAUGGGGAAUGAACAAUGAUGAUGACAUGUGUGAGAUUGAUGACAAAGAAGAGUUCUCAGAGUGUAAUAUCAAAUACAAAUCAUUAAUGUCAGAUAAUAUUGAGAGUUUUAACCCGAUGUCUGAACCCUUGGAUGAUUGGGGCUGUAAAUUUGACGCAAGUCCAGUACUGGAAAAUAGAGAAGUUAGUUUGGACAAUGAUGAAAGUCACAUGCCAUGUGUUCAAUUAGAGUCCAAUAAGGAACAGAAAGAUUUACCCUUUCCAUGUGUGCCAUCUCUGUCAGAAGACGAUGAUGACCUAACAGAGGUCAAAAUUAAAGCCUUUCUGGAUGAGAAGGCACUUGAACUGAAAAAACUGCAGACACCUUUAUAUGAAGAGUUUUUCAACAGUUUAAAUGCAUCUUGUUCUCCCAAUGUGAUUGAUAGCCCAAGUGAUGAUACCCCUGAUAAAAAAUACUUGAAAUUACCUCCUAAAAGCAAGUCACCAAGUCGGAUGCCAAUUAGCUCUCCAUCUAAACCAGUUGACAAUGCUGUAAGUCCUGGAAGUAAUGGCAGGUCCUCAGCAACUGUUGGCAAUGUAAAUAGUCAUGGUUCACAGGAUGUUCCAGCAUCUCCCAUUAAUGAACGGAAAGGAAUGGUAGUUGACUCCCAGCAGGAGCCCUUUAGCCCAAGUUUAAGCUUUUCCGAGAGACAGAGGAAGUGGAAAGAAGAGCUCGACCAGGAGCUUGAGAGAAAACGAGAAAUGAUGCGCCAAGCCAAUACGACGGGAAAGACAUCUUCACCAAAGGAUCGAGCUUUAAAUCGACCGAGAGAAAGGACAAGAUUUGCUUCUCCCAGCUAAUAACCGUGUUGCGUUCAUCCUGUCUUUGUGAACGUCGGAUUGCUGCAGUUUUGUUGGGGUUGUCAAUGUUAUAUAUAUCUGAUAUGAUCUGAUCUAUGAUUUAAUAGUUGUCGUUUGACAUAUCACACAUGCUUAGCUCGUCCGUGCUGUUGUGUUAUGUAAAGCUUUUUAUACAGGUGUUGCUUGGAAUUUUUGGCUUGAGAUGGGUGCUCAUCUCAAGUUUAUAUGCUGAUUGUAUUAUGAAAAUAGAAAUAAUCAGAACUUUGUGGUGCACUAUGUAACUGGUGCCACUUGCCUCUGUUUUUUUCAACGGUAAUUGCAGUUUGAUUUAUUA
Trifolium pratense (red clover) is the source of this 2419-nucleotide messenger RNA. RefSeq names its product mitogen-activated protein kinase kinase kinase NPK1. Gene Ontology annotation, biological process: protein phosphorylation. Gene Ontology annotation, molecular function: ATP binding; protein kinase activity. Lineage: Eukaryota; Viridiplantae; Streptophyta; Magnoliopsida; Fabales; Fabaceae. The record is from RefSeq and is a predicted model, not a curated record. The coding region runs from base 124 to 2085 and encodes 653 amino acids. The transcript is spliced from 17 exons.